Messenger RNA from Canis lupus familiaris (dog), 2300 nucleotides. It is a transcript of the gene MRPL54, whose product is annotated as mitochondrial ribosomal protein L54. Gene Ontology annotation, molecular function: structural constituent of ribosome. Gene Ontology annotation, cellular component: mitochondrial large ribosomal subunit. Lineage: Eukaryota; Metazoa; Chordata; Mammalia; Carnivora; Canidae. The transcript has 3 exons. The record is from RefSeq and is a predicted model, not a curated record. Bases 487 to 903 code for a protein of 138 amino acids.
GGUUUCGCUCACAGCUGGGAAAGCGGAAUGGCGCGUCCUGGCGGGAUUUGCCGUCCCUGCGCUCCGCUUCCGGAAUUAUAAACCGGGGAUGAUAAUAAGAGCACCGACCUCCUACUUGUGAGCAUGAAGCGGGCUCGAGCUGGUUACGGAUUUAGCAAAAGGAAUGGGAUAUAACGAGUCUAUUAAGUAUUGCCUAAUUAUUUUGGGGCUUUUAGUAAUUGCUGAUUGAAUAGAAUCAGGCAUGCAUAAGGCGUGAUCUUAAAGUAGGUGAUAAGCAACCCGAGAAGGGCAGUAAGUAAACGAGAUGUCUUUUGAAAGUCUCAUACAGUAACAGGGUAUCCGUAAAAGUUUAAAGAAGACUCAGGGAACGCCUAAGACUGGAAUACUACAUUUCCCAGAAAUCUCUAGGAGCCUACAACUCCCAAGCACCCCCUGGCCGCUGUCGGCUCCCGGAACAAGUGCACGUGCCGGCAGUCGGCGUACGUCAUGGCGGCCAGACGCCUCUUUGGGGCUACGUGGAGCUGGGCCCGCUGGCGGGCCCGGGAGCCCCUGGCCCCUGCCGAGCCUGGAAGACUCCUCGUUCGGGGUUACGCUAAGAGACCGGUCAUGAAGGGGGGCAAAGGCGGCAAAGGCGGCGUGGCCAGUGAGGCCCUGAAGGACCCAGACGUGUGCACUGACCCUGUCCGCCUCACCACACACGCCAUGGGCGUCAACAUCUACAAGGACGGCCAGGACGUGGUCCUGAAGCCAGACGCCGAGUACCCCGAGUGGCUGUUCCAGAUGAACGUGGGGCCCCCCAAGAAGCUGGAGGAGCUGGACCCCGAGAGCCGGGAGUACUGGCGGCUGCUGCGCAAACAGAACAUCUGGCGUCACAACCGGCUGAGCCGGAGCCGGAGGUUCUAGCGGGAGGGGGCCGUCCGCCCAGAGCCCCCGGGGCCUCCCCCGGCCCUAAAGGACGACCCAGACGCACGCCGCGUCCCUACCCGGCCCCCACACAGGACUUUAUAUUCCUGAGGAGAACAGAGUUUUCUGAGGACAGAGGAGGCCCCUGACCUGGCGCCUGUGUGGUCCCCACGGGCCACCCCUGGCAGCCCUGGAUGCUGCUGGGUGCUGCGGGUGGUGGGGGCGGGGGGGACCUCAGCCCCAUGGCUCUAGGGGCAGGGUUUCCUAGACACGUCCCUUCUUCCGGGUUGCAGGGGACUCGCGCCUCCAAACUAGCCAGACGUGAGAGUCUCUGAGCUUCAGAGACUCUGUCCAGGUGGGCUCGGCCUUCAGGCACGCUGCACUCGGGGGCUUCGGUGUCCAGACGUGCGGCUCCUUCUGGCUCUGGUCCCUGUAGCCCCAGGGGGUAGUUCUGCGGGGCGGGGGGGGGGGGGGGGGGGCUCCAGGACUCCCGGCUGACACCCCUGCUCGGUCAGCAAGCCCAGCCACAGGGAAGGCACUUCCUUUUCCUUCCCAUGAGCUCACAUGUUCUCUGCCUGGGCCAGUCGAGCCCAGGACCUAGGCCUCCCGUCCAUCCUCCUGUCCACUGCCUAGUUCUUGGGUCUCAGCCUCCCCUGCGCCCACCCCACCAGGAAACGCACCCGGGAGUCUUAAUCUGGCACCAUGAACCCGACCCUGAGUGAGAACCACAGCUCCCCGGUUCCUGACUCCUGGCCUGCGCGGCUGGGGGCAGGGGCCGGGGGUGAAGCCUGGGAGGGUAUGCGGUUGCAGGGGUGGCAGGAUGAGGGCGCCACCUGGGGGCUGGGCCAGGGCCCCUCCAGGCUCCUCUGCACCCUCUCGGCUCGCCGGGUGGGCGGGGCCGGGGGCUAAUUCUAGUCCCGGGAACCCUGGAGCCCUCAUCCUCUUACGAGGACUCUGCCAAGCGGAUUAUCUGCCCUCCCUGGUGGCCUGCCCAGAGCAGGUGGAGGGUCCCAGUCCUCCAUGGCUCUCAGGGUAGAAACAAAGCUGUGGUGGCCACAAGGCCUUGCCAGACCUGCCUCCUGUCGUCCGUUCCCCCCCCCCCCCCCCCCCCCCCCGUGGGCACCUCGCUGGCUUUCCUUCAGCCACAGGGGCCUCCUGGUUGUUCCUCCCACAUCCCAGGCCCGGUACUACCCCCGGGCUUUGGAUGUGCCAUUCCCUCUGCCCGGGUGGCUCUUCCCCAAGUGUUCUCUUGGCACCCUCUUUUAUCUCCUCCAGUCCUCUGAUGUCACCUCCAAGAGGCCCUCAACCACCCCUGGUAAACUGCUCUCGUGCCACACACUCUGGUUUGCCUCUUGUGGUCUUAUUUUCUCUCAACACUUAAACCAGCUGGUGUUUUA